CAUCACGUGGGGUUCAUUUAAUUCUGGUAUCGCAACAGAUCAGUUUUUUGUACUCCUCAGCUUACUGAAUUGCAUUACUUUGAAGUGAUGCUGUCCGCAAAUCCAAUUAAUCAUGUCUCAUACCCCACUCUGCGAUCCGUAUUUUGGGCUAUAAAGCAGGCAUCUACAGCCAUACGCACGACACACUCCGGGACUUUCACGCAUCUGCCUACGAAGACAAAGAAUGUCCAUGGCAACCACAAAAUCAAGACAUACAUCUCCACAUUAAACGAUCCCUGGACAAACCUUGCGUUCGAAGAAUGGCUCUUUAGAAACUCGGAUCCGGAGACAUAUAUUUUGUUUCUAUAUCGGAAUUCAAGAUCAGUUAUAAUUGGUCGAAACCAGAACCCAUGGAAAGAGUGUAAUUUAAAACUUCUAGCAAGGGAUGGCGUACCAUUUGUGCGACGUAAGAGCGGAGGAGGAACCGUUUAUCAUGAUAUGGGAAAUACCAAUUACUCUAUCAUGAUGCCUAGAGAGGCCUUCGAUCGUCGGACUAAUGUGGAGCUAGUUUGUCGUGCUCUUCAAGAACUGGACAUACCAGCCGUUGUGAAUGAGCGCCACGAUAUUACCCUGGAUGGCAAAAAGAUUUCAGGUUCUGCAUUCAAGUUGAUCCAAAAGCGAGCUUAUCAUCAUGGAACCAUGCUCAUUGAUACCGAUCUUGGAUCAUUAGGACAAUAUCUUAAAGUAGACAGAUCCAACCUCACUACCAAAGGUGUUGCUUCUAUCCGAUCACCUGUAACACGUUUACGUGAGUACUCGUUCACGAUUGAUCACUUAUCAUUCUGCGAAGCAACGAAGGCAGAGUUUUUAAAGAAAUAUGCGUUUGAACAAUGGCGACAAAACCUGGAGGAAGACUUCAUCGUGGUGGACGAUGUAAUGAUCAAUGAAAUAGAAGACGUCAAGCUGAUCCGCGAUGAUAUGAAGACGUGGGAGUGGAUGUUCGGGCAAACGCCCGAAUUUACGUAUCGUCUUGAACAUGUCUUUUCCUGGGGAAUUGUUAAUAUUGUGAUUACAUCCAAAGAAGGAUUAAUUUGUAAAGUCAAUAUUGAUUCUAUGGACGACAGCAUUGGAGCACAGUCAUUAUCACUCACAGCACUAAGCGUCGGGAUGGAAGGCCAGCGAUACGAUAGACAGGGACUGGAUUUAGCAGUCGAGAGAAUCAAGAAUGAAGCACCAGAAGUCUUUUCACAGCAUAGCGCUAUAGAAAUGAUCAGAGACGUUGUCAAUUGGCUUAAAGAACAACUUUAGAACUUUAGAUUGCUAUUAGAUCUUUACAGCCUGUGAUAAUCUCUUUCAAAAUAAAUGCUUUAGACAAGAAUAAAAC
This is a messenger RNA of Lobosporangium transversale, 1363 nucleotides long. RefSeq names its product Lipoyltransferase and lipoate-protein ligase. Bases 88 to 1287 code for a protein of 399 amino acids. NCBI's taxonomy places the organism in Eukaryota, Fungi, Mortierellomycota, Mortierellomycetes, Mortierellales, Mortierellaceae. Gene Ontology annotation, molecular function: lipoyltransferase activity. The record is from RefSeq and is a predicted model, not a curated record. Gene Ontology annotation, biological process: protein lipoylation. Gene Ontology annotation, cellular component: mitochondrion; cytoplasm. The transcript is spliced from 7 exons.